Molecule: messenger RNA, 1304 nt
Organism: Telopea speciosissima
Lineage: Eukaryota; Viridiplantae; Streptophyta; Magnoliopsida; Proteales; Proteaceae
Product: nuclear transcription factor Y subunit A-7-like
Exons: 7
Coding region: 241-846 (201 amino acids)
Biological process (GO): regulation of transcription by RNA polymerase II
Cellular component (GO): CCAAT-binding factor complex
Molecular function (GO): DNA-binding transcription factor activity, RNA polymerase II-specific; RNA polymerase II cis-regulatory region sequence-specific DNA binding
Source: RefSeq, a predicted model, not a curated record
GUAUCCCGAUAGAUGCUAUCAAGUACGCUGUUGAAGUUGAAAAAAUCCGUUUCGAAGUUCUCUCCCGAGGGAGCAGUUUGGAGUGGAGCGAAGAAGCCGUGUGGAGCGAUCUUGUGAGUUAUCAGUGGUUUCGAGUCUCAAAGAAGGAAUGGAUGAUCUACAUAUUGAAGAUUGACAUCAAAGCACUGUUUUUUAUCUUGCAAAUUUUGACAUAAGGAACGGAGUUUUGUUGGGAAGACCAUGACUUCUUCUGUGCAUGACCAAUCAUCUAAUUCUGAUAAAGAUGUAGCAGAGGAGCAGCAAAAGCAAUCAGAACCACAAAUUGAACAGCACACUGCUGCAAAUGGAGUUGUCAAUGCAGGCGUGACAUCCCCACCUACCGAGUAUACAGCGCCGUCACAUGUUGAAGUGGGACAUGCUGUGGCUCAAGCUGCUUACCCGUAUCCAGAUCCUUACUAUAGAAGCAUAUUUGCCACAUAUGGUGCACAACCUAUGAUUCAACCUGCAUUGGUUGCGGUUCAACCUGGUGUUCCAUUGCCAUCAGAUGCAGUUGAAGAGCCUGUUUAUGUGAAUGCUAAGCAAUAUCAUGGUAUCUUGCGUCGCCGACAAUCCCGUGCAAAAGCUGAGUCAGAAAACAAAUUGAUCAAGUCUAGGAAGCCCUACCUGCAUGAAUCUCGACAUUUGCAUGCCAUGAGAAGAGCUAGAGGAUGUGGUGGUCGGUUUCUCAAUUCUAAGACUGAGGAUAAAGAGAUGCAGCUUGAGGGAACACCAUGUGAUGAACCACAGUCAAAUAACAAUCACAACUGUGACAAAAAUCAAGAGCCUUCCUCAGAGAGGGCAUCUUAGAAUAACCGCAUCUGUGGCAAUACUGCAACAAACAGAAGCAAAUAAUGGGCCUAGCAAAGAUGAUUUUACGUAGAACAAUAGCCAGGAAACUUGGUACCUGGUGGGUCUACUAUGGUCUUGGUGUUUCUGGUUCAGUACAAGUCAUGUUCUUGAGCUUAUAGGAGUAGUCAGAUCUGAAGUAUGUAUAGCCCUUUUGAUAGGUAAUUUGUAGGAAGGUUGCAGAAUUGACUCAAGCAAUUAACUUAGGAGCUCGGGCCGUGGUGUGUUUGUGCAGAUGGAAUGGAUAUUCCUCUAGUCAUUUGAUAUUUGUUUGUAGGGAGAGAGAUGAUAAAAAUUUUCUUGUAGGAAGUUUUAGCAGUCCCUUGUAAUGCAUCUGUAUAUGUGUUUGUGUGAUGCUACACGUUUGUCUUGUAAUAUGGAGUAGCAAUUGGGAGGGAUGCGUGCCACUUUCACCCAUU